Cetraspora pellucida is the source of this 157-nucleotide messenger RNA. NCBI's taxonomy places the organism in Eukaryota, Fungi, Glomeromycota, Glomeromycetes, Diversisporales, Gigasporaceae. The record is from the annotation of a GenBank genome assembly.
CAGUACAACUUGGUGCAAAUUUAAGACAUGGUGCUGUGGGCCAGGCUGGAAAUAUUGUUAUUCCUGCUCAUACAGUAUUUGAUGAAGACUGGUCUUUUGCUGAUGGGUGCCAACAGAUCGAUUAUCCAAUCCACCAAAUGCUAAUACAGGCAAUAGU